Messenger RNA from Plutella xylostella (diamondback moth), 1276 nucleotides. It is a transcript of the gene Foxg1, whose product is annotated as forkfead transcription factor G1. Gene Ontology annotation, biological process: regulation of transcription by RNA polymerase II. Gene Ontology annotation, cellular component: nucleus. The record is from RefSeq and is a predicted model, not a curated record. NCBI's taxonomy places the organism in Eukaryota, Metazoa, Arthropoda, Insecta, Lepidoptera, Plutellidae. Gene Ontology annotation, molecular function: sequence-specific double-stranded DNA binding; DNA-binding transcription factor activity.
CACGCCUCAGUUUGCUCGUCGCUCGCAGUGUACACGCACGCGCAGCGCGCUCUUAUUAUUUUGCUUCUGUGUUAUAAAGUGGUCAAUAUGGUGAAGUUCGAAGGAGAUUUCAGUAUAAACGCGAUUCUGAUGAAUCACGCAGAGAGCAAGGCCCCGGCGUCGCCCAGCGCCUCGUCCGCCGGCGCGCCCUCCGAGCCCUCCGAGCCGGAGUGCGAGGCCAGCGACUGCGAGCUGGACGUGACCGGCACGGAGACCCCCGCGUCCCCCGCGCCCGCCCCCGGCAAGCACGACAAGCCCGCCUACAGCUACAACGCGCUCAUCAUGAUGGCCAUCCGCAACAGCCCCGAGAAGAGACUCACGCUCAACGGCAUCUACGAGUACAUCAUGACCAACUUCCCCUACUACCGCGAGAACCGCCAGGGCUGGCAGAACUCCAUCCGCCACAACCUGAGCCUCAACAAGUGCUUCGUGAAGGUGCCGCGCCACUACGACGACCCCGGCAAGGGCAACUACUGGAUGCUGGACGCCAGCGCCGAGGACGUGUUCAUCGGCGGCACGACGGGCAAGCUGCGGCGCCGGUCCGCGCUGGGCGGCCGCGCGCGCCUCGCGUGCUACAAGCGGCCGCUGCUGCCCGCCUACCCGCCCGGCUACUCGCAGCUCGUGGGGCUCUACUCGCAGCUGCUGUACCAGCGGUACGCGCCCAUGCAGCUGAAGCCCGCGCUGCACCCCGCGCUCCGCGGCGACGCGCUGCCGUACGGCGCGCUGCCCUACCCGCCCGCGCUGUACGAGCGCCUGCCCGGGCCCUUCCUGCAGCAGACCCCGCUGCUGCCCGUGUCGCCGCCGGCACUGCCCGCGUCGCCGCCCACCUCCGGCGCCUCCAGCCCCGAGCUGCCCCCGCACCCGCGCUCGCCGCACAUCUACAAGCCGGUGCCGGUGCUGUCGCGGCACUGAUCGCCCCCGCCCCCGGCCCCCGGGCCCCCGACAUAUCUGUGAUCUAGUUUAUACCUAGCGUGCUAAGGACCAGUGGCUGUAGAUGAGGUAAUCGGCUUAGUGUUGUAUUCUCGCACCGACAUUGUCUGCAAUAUUAGUAAACUGCAUUGCUGCUCUAUGUAUGUAGGUACCUCACCUAGCAUUCCGAUGUUUACCGAAUAAGUUAUUAGUGAAUUGUAUAGCUGUUUAAAGUAUUGAGAGAUGUGUAUAUUUAUUGAAAUAGUAUUAAGUUAGGCUUAAGAUAAAGAGUUAUAAUGAAUAAAUGAAGAGUAUUGUUCCAAACAUA